AUGGAGCUUUCUGAUCAAAUCAAUGUCACCAAAAUCAACAAACCAAAACAACCUCCAAAGCGUUUCGUGAAGAACCAAAUCCCCGAAUCGAUCCUCGGCGACGCAUCGCUCAACGCCGCAAUCUCACUCCUCCCAUCGAUUUACCAAUUCGAGGUCCACAAAUGCGUCUGGAGAAUCAAAUCGUCAAACGCCAAACGCAUCGCUCUGCAGCUCCCCGAGGGUCUUCUCAUGUACGCUCUCACCCUCUCCGACAUCUUCACAUCUUUCGCCGGAGCCUCACACUGCUUCGUCCUCGGCGACGUCACUUACGGAGCCUGCUGCGUCGACGAUUUCUCCGCCUGUGCGCUCGGCGCCGACUUGCUCAUCCACUACGGACACAGCUGUCUCGUCCCUAUCGACUCCACGAAAAUCCCUUGCCUUUACGUCUUCGUCGAGAUCCAGAUCGAUGUCAAAUGCUUGUUGAACACAAUCCAUCUCAAUCUCUCGAACGAUGACGCCAAGAACAUAAUCCUCGCGGGGACGAUUCAGUUCACUUCCGCGAUUAGAGCCGUGAAGCCGGAGCUGGAGAAGCAAGGGUUUAGCGUUUUGAUCCCUCAGUCAAAGCCUUUAUCGGCUGGUGAAGUCUUGGGCUGCACAGCUCCUAAGAUCUCGAGAGUUGAUGAUGGUUGUAAAGACGCGGUUUUGGUGUUUGUAGCUGAUGGGAGGUUUCAUCUAGAAGCGUUCAUGAUAGCGAAUCCGAAGAUCAAGGCGUUUAGGUAUGAUCCUUAUCUUGGGAAGCUGUUUUUGGAAGAGUAUGAUCAUAAGGGAAUGAGAGAGACGAGAAGGAGAGCGAUUGCGAGGGCAAAGGAGGCUAAGACUUGGGGGAUUGUGUUGGGGACAUUGGGAAGGCAAGGGAACCCUAAGAUUCUUGAGAGGUUGGAGAUGAAGAUGAAGGAGAGAGGGAUUGAUAGCACGGUGGUUUUGAUGUCGGAGCUUAGUCCGACGAGAGUGGCUUUGUUUGAGGAUUCGGUGGAUGCUUGGGUGCAAAUAGCGUGUCCGAGGCUUUCUAUAGAUUGGGGUGAGGCGUUUCUGAAGCCGCUUCUGACGACUUUUGAGGCUGAGAUUGCGUUAGGGUUUGUACCUGGUUGGUGGGAGAAGGGGACUUUGAGCAGAGGAGGAGGAGAGUCUUCUUGUUCUUCGUCUGGAUGUUGCAAAGAGGAGAAAGAAACAAGCUGUGCUUGUGGAAGUGAAAAGGUGAAGAAAGAUGAGGAUGAUGAUGGGGUUAUGGAUGGAGACUAUCCAAUGGAUUAUUAUGCGCAAGAAGGUGGAGAAUGGAACUCGUCUUAUCUCAAGAAGCCAUCUCGUCCCGUUCGGAGAAACCCUUUACCUUCUUCUGUUGUUUAG
Molecule: messenger RNA, 1383 nt
Organism: Microthlaspi erraticum
Lineage: Eukaryota; Viridiplantae; Streptophyta; Magnoliopsida; Brassicales; Brassicaceae
Source: the annotation of a GenBank genome assembly